Messenger RNA from Prorocentrum cordatum, 1306 nucleotides. NCBI's taxonomy places the organism in Eukaryota, Dinophyceae, Prorocentrales, Prorocentraceae. The record is from the annotation of a GenBank genome assembly.
AUGUACCCGCUAUCGUACUGGUUGUUUGUCCUAGGCACGGGCUGCGUGGCCAUCUUCUGGACGCUCGACUACUUCCUGGUGGUGGCCCCUGCCCUCCGGGCGCACAUGGGCCUCGCGGCCGCCAGCGGCGACGACCCCAGGUGGCGCAUGUGCUACUUCGACGACCAGUAUGCCAUGGGGGCCUGUGCUGCGAUCACCGCCUGUUUCUUCCUCUUCGUCACCGUGCGCGGGCUGGUGUGCGUGAAGCCGAUCGGGCGGCGACUGCAGGCUGCGCGCCGCGGUCAGCUGGGGCCCGCGAUGAGGCACGCUGCCAUCGUGGCCAUGCAAUGCCCGCUCCUCCUCUUCGCCGUCGGCACCCUGCUGUUCAACAUCAGGGAGCAAGUCAGGCACGAGGAGUGCAAGGACCAUCGGCUCGUCGCGGCGCUCAGGAGGUUUGGCUGCUACAGCCUGCUGCUGGUCUUGCUGUCCUGCCUGGCGUUGCUCUGGAAUGCCAUGCUCCGCACAGGCGGGGUGCCCGAGGCGCAGGGGUCGCGGAGCGAGAAGAUGAAGCGGAGGGCCCCUCCUGGGAUUUUGGCGAGGAUCCCCACGGUGCCCUACGAUCCAGAGCUGUUCGGCGCGGAGGACGGCAGGCGGUAUCACGGCGAGUGUUCCAUAUGCCUCGAGGACUUCGAGGCCGAGCACGCGAUCAAGGACGUCACGCACGCGCUGGAAGCAGAGGCCGAAGGAACUGACUCCGGCACCGACGUCGUUGCGGAGCGCGAGGCGCUGGCCGCCGUCGCGGAGGCCGAGCUCGCGCGCCUGGCCUCCGAGCGGGGCGCCGCCGCGGCCGCCCCAUCGCGGGAGGCCGAGUGCGCGCGCCUCGCCGCUGAUCUGGACGCCGCCCCGACCUUCCCCUCGCAGGAGCGGACGCAGAACCGCGCCGAAGGUCCAGGGGGCGGGCGCCGCCAGGCGCCGCGCGGAGUGGCCGCCGAGGUGGCGCCAGCGGCGCCUGCCGCCGCGGGUGGCGCGGGUGGCGCCAGCAGAGCCGCCGUCGCGGAGUGCGAGGCGCUGGAGGCGAGGGCGGAUAGUCUGUGCGCGAGCGGCCGUGAGUUGGUCUCCGUGCUCCUUGGGGCGGUGUUCCGCAGGCACGCGCCUGAACGUGUCGCGGAGGUGCCAGCCUUGAUGGACAGCGCCCACCACGCAGAGCCGAAGCUGCUCGAGCGGGUGGUGCUCGAGUACGUCGCGGGGGGCGGGCGGGCGCACGGCGCCCCGCCGGUCGGGGCGCAGCGGGCGGAGCGCGGUGUGGGCUCUGGGCCACCAGUCGCAG